AUGCCCUUUACUGAGGAAGAAAUUUUCUUAGCUCUGAUGGAAAUGAACGGAGACAAAGCUCCAGGCCCGGAUGGGCUUACUAUGGCCUUUUGGCAAUCUUGUUGGGAUUUUCUGAAGAAGGAGGUUGUAGAGUUGUUUAAGGAAUUUUAUGACCAGAAAUCUUUUGCCAAAAGCCUAAAUACUACCUUCUUGGUCCUCAUCCCAAAAAAAGGUGGGGUUGAGGAUCUUGGGGAUUUUCUGCCCAUCAACCUUUUAGGGGGGCUGUACAAGCUUCUGGCCAAAGUGUUGGCCAAUAAGCUGAAGAAGGUGUUAGGUAAGGUGGUCUCGGCUGAUCAAAAUGUGUUUGUGAGGGGAAGACAGAUUCUGGAUGCCUCUCUCAUAACUAAUGAGGUGGUUGAUUAUAGGCAGAAGCGGAAAGAGAAAGAGCUAGUUUACAAACUGGAUAUUGAAAAAGCCUAUGAUAGUAUUAAUUGGAACUUCCUCAUAAAGGUUUUGCAUAAGAUGGGCUUUGGGUCUCCAAGGAAGAAGCAUCUAACUCAUCUUGGCUGGAUUUUGGCGUGGUUUGAGGCGGCUUCUAGUCUUAGGAUUAAUCUGGCCAAGAGUGAAUUAAUUCCUGUUGGGGAGAUUGAAGAUAUUGAGGAAAUGGUUGUGGAGUUAGGGUGCAAAGUGGGGGAUUUUCCUGUUAAGUAUUUGGGGUUGCCUCUUGGAGCCCAUCAUAAGGCCUUGUCUAUGUGGGAUGGGGUAGAGGAAAGAACGAGGAGAAGAUUAGCUCUUUGGAAAAGGCAUUAUUUGUCUAAGGGCGGGAGAAUUACCCUCAUUAAAAGUACAUUAGCCAGCAUUCCCAUAUACCAAUUGUCCAUUUUCCGAAUGCCCAAGUUAGUGGUAAAAAGGCUUGAAAAAUUACAAAGAGAUUUUCUUUGGGGAGGGGGAAGCUUGGAAAGGAAAAUCCACUUAAUCAAUUGGGACGUGGUGUAUACUCAAAAGGAGAAGGGGGGUCUUGGCAUUCGAAAGAUUGUUUUAUUAAACAAGGCUUUGCUGGGUAAGUGGAUUUGGAGGUUUGCCUUUGAAAAAGAUUCAUUUUGGAAGAAGGUGAUCGGGGUGAAGUAUGGCCAAGAGGGAUGUGGUUGGAGGACUAAUGAAACUCGUGGUACUUUUGGAGUGGGGGUUUGGAAGGAGAUCCUGAAGGAGGCAAGUUGGUGUUGGGAUAACAUUGAGUUCAAGGUGGGGAGGGGGACUAAGGUCAAGUUCUAG
Molecule: messenger RNA, 1251 nt
Organism: Vitis vinifera (wine grape)
Lineage: Eukaryota; Viridiplantae; Streptophyta; Magnoliopsida; Vitales; Vitaceae
Exons: 2
Coding region: 1-1251 (416 amino acids)
Source: RefSeq, a predicted model, not a curated record